Messenger RNA from Manacus vitellinus (golden-collared manakin), 3436 nucleotides. It is a transcript of the gene E2F4, whose product is annotated as E2F transcription factor 4. The record is from RefSeq and is a predicted model, not a curated record. The transcript has 10 exons. Gene Ontology annotation, molecular function: RNA polymerase II cis-regulatory region sequence-specific DNA binding; protein dimerization activity; DNA-binding transcription factor activity, RNA polymerase II-specific. The coding region runs from base 1 to 1344 and encodes 447 amino acids. NCBI's taxonomy places the organism in Eukaryota, Metazoa, Chordata, Aves, Passeriformes, Pipridae. Gene Ontology annotation, biological process: regulation of transcription by RNA polymerase II. Gene Ontology annotation, cellular component: RNA polymerase II transcription regulator complex.
AUGCCCGGACCGCCAGGCCACCACCCCCGGCCCCCGCGGGGCGGCGGUGGGGAGUCCCCCGUCCCCGCCCCCUGUCCCCGCCCCGCGAGGUUUCCCGCGGGAGCCCCGCGCGCCCGGAAGCGGAUGCGCGGACCCCGGAGCCGGCGGCGGGCAGUUAUGCGGAGUGCGCGGGCGCAGCCCCCCGGGUGGCAGGGUGGCUGCGGGCGCCGACCCAGCCGUCACGAGAAGAGCCUGGGGCUGCCUCACCACCAAGUUGUGCUCGCUUUUGCCUGCAGAGGCAAGGACGGCGUGCUCGACCUCAAGCUGGCUGCAGAUACCUUGGCUGUGCGACAGAAGCGACGGAUCUACGAUAUCACAAAUGUCCUGGAGGGCAUCGGGUUGAUCGAGAAGAAAUCCAAGAACAGUAUCCAGUGGAAAGGGGUGGGUCCUGGCUGCAACACACGGGAAAUAGCUCACAAACUGAUCGAGCUGAAGGCAGACAUAGAGGACCUGGAGCAGCGGGAGCAGGAGCUGGAGCAGCAGAAGAUGUGGGUUCAGCAGAGCAUCAAAAACGUUACAGAAGACAUGCAGAACAGUCGAUUAGCAUAUGUGACACAUGAAGACAUCUGCAAGUGCUUCACAGGAGACACCCUCCUUGUGAUUAGAGCCCCAUCUGGCACACGUUUGGAGGUGCCCAUCCCUGAGGCCCUAAACGGGCAGAAGAAAUACCAGAUCCAUCUGAAGAGCACGAGUGGUCCCAUUGAUGUUCUCUUAGUCAACAAAGAUACUUGGAGCUCUCCUCCUGUCGUACUCCCUGUCCCUCCCCCUGAAGACCUCAUUCAGUGCCAGGCAGCUGCACCCUCGAAAACACCAAUCCCACCGCUCACCCACUUCCAGGAGGCCUCUGUUCCCAGCAGCACCCAGCCCUCCACACCAACACCCACCAGCACUCAGGACCAUGGGCCUCCCACACAGAAAAACGCAGGCACAGAGUGCGAUGUCCCUGUGGCAGAGUCCAAGGGCAGCGGCGACUCCGACAGCCAGCCAGCUGGGCUGGAUGCACAGCUGCUCCAGUCCUCUGCCUCCCUGGACAGCAGCUCCGUCCUGCCCAGCACCUCUACCUCCUUUGAGCCGAUCAAGCCAGACCCCACGGGAAUACUGGAACUUCCCAAAGAGCUGUCAGAGAUGUUUGAUCCAAUGAGAGAAUGUAUGAACUCUGAGCUGCUGGAAGAGCUGAUGUCAUCUGAAGUGUUUGCUCCCUUGCUCCGCCUCUCCCCUCCACCUGGAGAUCACGACUACAUCUACAACCUGGAUGAGAGCGAAGGCGUCUGCGACCUCUUUGAUGUGCCUGUCCUCAACCUCUGACUUCUCAGUGCAGCUGUGAGCCCUGCAAACACAGACUGUUUUGUAACUCUUUGGAAAGUGUCUAUUUUUGGAUUCCUUUUGUGCUAGAGCUCGAUGGCUGAGUAAUUCAGAGAUGCUCUCAUAUGGACUCAGAACCAAGAGAUGUGGACUUGCAGGCUGGGAGCCUCCCCAUAACUUGCUUCUUCCUCUGGUGCUCGUGCAAGGUGCACGUGCAGCUUGGCCCCUGCAGCUCUCCACUGGAUCCUGGGCCUCACCUCAAAGGCUCCGUGUUUUGAGUGUUCCCAGUUCACCUGUAGAGUUUGCCCACGUGCCUCUCUGAGCUUCCUCCAAUCUGCAUGCCUUGGUUUUUCCUGCACUCCCAGAGGCACUUUGUACCUCCUAGGUACCAGCUGCUACAAGGAGCCCUAAUACCGUGGUCAGUUCACAAGCCCAGAGGUUGUUAGUUAGAUUUCUCCAUGUUAGUGGUUCGGAUUGAGGUAGUUGUGUUUCUGAAAGGCAUCAGGGGGCGGGGGGAAUGGCACCAAAGUGUCUAUUUCUGCCAGUGAUUUCAGACCAAGCUAGUACGUUUUACAAGAAAAAGCACUUUUUUUAGCCAGCUGUGCCUCCUAGUGGGACUCAGGAGCUGAGUGCUCCUAGUAGCACCCAGGAGCUGAGCCUUUCCCUGCUUGUGCUUCAGCAGGAAUGCUGGUUCUGCUUUCACCAGUCUGCUGAUGCACAACCCCGGGGGCUCCAGCUCCUUGUCCAGCAGCUGUGCUGUUUCUACAGGGCUAAAGAAGAGGUGCCAGUAUGGUUUGUUUUUUAAUUUUUGUUUUUGUCCGAGUGGAGAGAUGUCUGAAAGGAUAAGACUGCUCCAGCUGGUGCCUGUAAGGUACUCCAGGGACAUCAGAGCCUGCUCAUAUUUGCAAAUAGCUGUAUUCUCCAACCAUUGCACUUGAGCCUGCAACUGUCUGAAAGGCGACCAAGCAGUAACAAUUCAGUAGUACUUUGCUGUGACAGGUUACGUAGGUGUUGUCCAAAUAGUGAGCUUUUCUCCUCCCUUCUUCUCUCAGGAUCAGGUUUUCUGUAUAUUUGAAUUUGCUCCUCUAGUGUCCAUACCCACGCUCCCAAUCCCUGAUCCUGUGGCAGGUCUUUACCCAGUGCGAUGCUUUCUCUGCACCGUUUUUCCACAAAAUUUUCUUCCUUGCUUUGUAAUGGAAGGCCUGCUGUUGGGUUCUUUAGGAUCAUCAGCUGGUACCAGGCUCGGACCCCGUGCAGUUUAGUUGGAGGUAAAAACGCGCUGAUGGAUUUGUGUCGUAUUUUGCAAGUCCCAGCUUUGGGUGUCGGUCAGAUCCUGUAUUUGAGUGUCUUUAGUUUUGCACAUCUUCCUGCCACCACGGUGGUAGCAGCUGUCCUGCCUUUCCUGCUCCGCAAACUGCCGAAGAGAGAGCCAGGCCAGGCCGUGGUGGGCUCUUGCAGAGAGGUAGCUUCCAGCCAUCCACUUAAACAGCUGAUGUUUAAUUUCUCCACGUAGCUGCUCACUGCCUGUGACCCACACAACCAGCUGCAGCACCAGCACUAAGGGAGGUAAAAGUCAGAAGAGCCUGGAGAGGUGAGAGGAGUAUGUGCUUUGGACCUGCGUCCCUGAGGUGGCUCCUCGGGCCAUCCUUUUGUACAUGGGACUCCUCUGGAAGGACUGUUCCUUGCUGCAGCCCCAAAGCACCAGCAGCCUCUUCGGGAAGAGCGCGAAGAACACGGGAGGAACAAUGGGACGCUCCAGUUUGGCAGCAGGGAGCUGCUGCUGCUGAGACAGCUGAGGUGUGGGACCGCUCAGGGAGGGUGAACUUCCAGCCUGCAUGCAGCCAGUCCCUGAACCUUCCCCUCUCCACAUGGAAGCUGACCAGAAUCCCUCAGUCCUGCACGUGUAUUUGCAAGGCUCCCUGGCUCUGGUGUAGCUCCAGCUCUUCGCAUACUGCCUGGCCCUCACCCUCCCUUCCCAGCGUUCACGUUCGCCGCCAAGUUAGACGACCUCCAGAAAAGGAUAACACCUAGAGGAAAAAAAAAAUUUACAGUUGCAAAUGAACUUUUUGAUUCAUAUAUAAAGAUUAUUUUUAUA